Peronospora matthiolae is the source of this 1590-nucleotide messenger RNA. The record is from the annotation of a GenBank genome assembly. NCBI's taxonomy places the organism in Eukaryota, Oomycota, Peronosporomycetes, Peronosporales, Peronosporaceae.
AUGUCGCAUAGUGUGACGGACGCCCGCACCCUCCACGUCGUCACUCUCCAAGCUGCGCGUCACUCGAUCUGCUCUGAUCUAUUCAAAAAUAACGCGUCCGAUUGCUACGCGAUGGCUCUGUGGUCGCCCAAGAGCACGACACACAACGUCUGGGUCGCUUACGUCUUUACGCUGUUCUCCUGGUCGGCCCGAAGCAUUUUGUUCCAACAGGUUGUCGCUGGCUACGUGUUCGUGCUGACCAGUUCGACCAAAGCUGUCGGGAACGUCAAAGGCAUUCAAGGCAUCUCCCAGCUCGUGUUCUCGUUCCCAGGCGGGUACGUGGCUGACCACAGCCGUCGGGAUUCCGUGCUCAAGUUCUCGGGUGGCAUCGGAAUCGUCAGUUCCAUCGCCACUUUCAUCGCCAUUGAAUGCACGUCCAUCAACGGUCUCUACGUGGCCUUUGGACUCUGGGGACUCUUUGGGGCGUUCCAAAGUCCUGCGUUGGAAGCGCUUUUCGCCGACUCGAUUCCUCCUGGGAGACGGAGCUUCCCUUUUAUGAUCAAGUACAACAUCAGCAACUUGGCGCAGAUGCUGGGACCGGUGCUGAGCAUUUUUCUCUUCUGGGUCUACGGGGACAAGUGGCAGCUGCCAGAGCUCAAGACUGUGCUCGAGCUUGGAGGCGUCUUGGCUGCUGUUGCCUCGUUCAUCUUGUUUCGCUUCGAUGAUGAUCGAGCGAGGGAUUAUAUGCAGACGGAGACUCAAGAAGAGACGGACAGGCAGAUGAAAUUGAAUCCUCCGUCGCCUAUUCGGACGCCGAAGCUUGUUGGCAAUGAGAUGGACUUGGUCUAUGACUACCCUGACGAAGACGACAUUGUGAUCGGGAACCAUACGACGCCAACAGUCUCCGAAAAUACGGCACUGCUGCUAUUUAAGGGAAAAACUGCCGAAGAGAUGGACGAAGAGCGUCAACAACGCUUACAGCAAGUGAUGGACGACGACGAUGAGGGCUACAUGGGGAAUUCGGAUUCCAGGUUUCUCUGCUUCCGCACGAAACAUGUGCCGUACAUCUUGUUCGCGUCGGACUUUAUCAUUUGCAACGGAGCCGGUAUGACGAUCAACUUCUUCCCGUUGUUUUUUAAGGAAGAGUACGGGCUCACGCCCGUUCAUGUGUGCGCGCUCUUCAUGACUCAGCCACUGAUUGUCAUGAUCCUGUCGUUCAUCUCACAACGGCUGUCCAAAUCGUGCGGUCGUAUGCCAGUUAUUGCGUUCACAAGGACGUUCUCGGUAGCGUGUCUGUUUGCGAUGGCCUACACACAACCGGUGGCUCUACAGAUUGCACUUUUCCUGAUGCGUGGCGGAAUGAUGCGGUGCUCUCAACCUCUACGUCGGUCGAUUCUGAUGGACUACGUGCGGAAGGACAUUCGUGCUCGCUGGAAUGCGCUGGAGGGCUUGUCGGUGUUUUCCUUUUCGGGCAGUGCUGUGCUCGGAGGCUACCUCAUCGAUGCGUACGGUUACCGCAUCUGUUUCAUCAUCACAUCGUUCGUCUACUGCGUCGGUCUGAGCUUGGAAAUGUUCUUGCUGCCGCUGACAAAACAUGCUAUCGAGAGAUAG